ACUGCGAACAAACGCAGAGAGGAUGUGUGGUUCGAAAACAGGCAGCACUGCCAACAUUGUUGGACUACAAUAGAAAAUCAAGGAAAGGAGUGGACUCAUUCCCUUUCUGACCACCUUUGGGUUUUGCGUUCAACGAUUCUUUUUAUUUCUCUCACCAAAGAAUAACUGGGAAUAAUGUUUUUCCAUUUCAUUCUUCUGGUUGUUUCUUUGAUGGGUUUUCUGCGUGGCGUAUUCGAUUGUGAUGAAAACUGUGCAGAAAAACCCGUUUUCAGUCCAUCCAGACUGGUGCUGAUGUUUGGUGACCCAUCCUCUACCACGUGCACCGUCUGUGAGAAAUGCACGAAUGAAUUUGGUUUUGAAAAUUCUGUGGGAAAUAAUACAGUAAAUGGAACCACAAUUACAUGGCAGGCUGGCAGUGUGACUGAAUGGGACUUACCUCUCAUGUGCUAUUAUGAGGAUGUGCAGCAGAAUGAUACCCAGUGUUGUACCAGGCUGCUUGUAACUGUGUACAAGCCUCCAGAAAAUGUGUCCAUCCGCUUUGUUGAUCACACUGGGCCAAUGUAUGAGGGCCGUCAGUACACUCUGCAGUGUACGGUACAGGACGUUGCUCCUGUUGAAAACCUCACUGUGACCUUCUACAGAGAACACACAAUACUGGGUCAACUACAAUCCAACAAGACAACAAGGAAACCAGUGGCUGAGAUCUUCCCUUUAAACAUCACCCUCAGUAAAGAAGAUGAUGGACUCCAGUACUGGUGUGAAGCCAAGCUAGAACUGGGACCAGGAGGACCACAGUCCCCUCCAGUGGUGAAGUCACAGAACAUCACUGCCACUGUGUACUAUAAGCCUCGCCUAGUUCGGCCACCACCUCCUUAUCAAAUCACCAUCACAGAGGGAGAGUCUUUACUUCUGGACUGCUCAUCUGUAGGAAACCCAAGUCCCUCAUACACCUGGACGGGCCCGUCAGAUACCCCUUCCCCCUCCGGCAACAACAGCAUGCUCUUUUUCAAAUCUGCAACUCCUGCAGAUGGAGGGAACUACACCUGUUCUGUCAGCAACCAUUUGGCUACUCUCACUAUGACGUCCACGGUGGUUGUCAAAGAUCGGAUGUUACCCUCAACCAGACUGCCGUCAACAACCACACAGGCAACAACAACGGCAUCGAGCAAGAGUACGAGCAGCAUUCUGAUUCACAGGUUCAUAAUGUGUUGUAUGCUUUUAUUCUCUGCUCUAGUCUGAGUUCAUUCCUGGAAAAUGCAAGAUGAGGUUUAUUUCCACAACAACAGCAUGUAAUAUUUCUGCCACAAAAAAUAUAUAACUGGGCAAUAGAAGGUCCUCAAAUCUGAUGUCGAUACAAUCGAUUUUCUAAAUACAGUGUGAGAAAGCUUACUUUUUACAAUGUAAUACUGGCAUUUAACCUCUAGAGGUCAUUAACUUGUACAUGCAUAGUAUGUACAUGAUUUUUGCUUUCUAUUAUGCAUUUUCACACAACAUACUGUAUUUUAUUGAUGCUGAUGUUUAGCAGGUAUAAUGUUUACUAUGUUUUCUGAUCUUAGUGUAGCGUGAUGACAUUUGUUAAUUAGCACUAAUUAGGGACAGAAAGUACAGCUGAGGCUAAUGGGAAUGUCAUUAGUAUUGCAGGUAUCAGGCAUUAAUAGAUGGUGAUGCUAGAUGAAAAGUUAAAGGGAUCGUCACAAUGAACUCUUACAGCUAAUUCUGAGGCGGACAUUAAUGUUUGCACCAAAUUUUGUGCUAACCCAUCAAGCAGAUGUUGAGAUAUUUCACCGUCACGGUGGCGUUCAUUGGAAAUUAUGAAUAUCUGCACCAAAUGUCAUGGUAAUCAAUCCAGUAGUUGUUGACAUAUUUUUGACCUACAGACAUUCCCAGAGCCACGCAGCUAAAAACACUGUUUAAAAAGUGCUAAUAAAUGUUGUUGCCAUAAUUGUGUUUUUUGGUAUGUUAUGUCAUGUACAUCAGAAAUUCAUUAAAAUAAUAAAAUGAA
This is a messenger RNA of Dicentrarchus labrax (European seabass), 2002 nucleotides long. RefSeq names its product cell adhesion molecule 3. The record is from RefSeq and is a predicted model, not a curated record. Gene Ontology annotation, biological process: cell adhesion. Gene Ontology annotation, molecular function: integrin binding. The transcript is spliced from 5 exons. The coding region runs from base 175 to 1239 and encodes 354 amino acids. Lineage: Eukaryota; Metazoa; Chordata; Actinopteri; Moronidae.